AUGCCUCGAGGUGAAUCGGGCUCUUCUCCGAGAAAGAGAGCGGCUGCCACUGAGCUUCAUGAGAGACUGAGCAAAGACGAGCUUAUUAAGCGUUUAAAGGUGAGAACAGAUAGGUUUAUGAAUAACAAAUAAUGCAGAAAACUGCACUUGCGAUUCACUGGUUGAGUUUGUGUCAGAGAGUGCAGGGUUUUCUAUUUUGUUUAUCCUAAACUGUGCUUUAAUAGCUAAGUGACUUCAUGCCGUACAAAUAUGAUGACCAAGUACAGAAUUAAUCGCACCUGUCGUGGAGUGGAUUAUCGACGAAAUGAUAGCAUACGGAAUCUUUUAUUCAAAUAAUAAUUAUUCUUGGCCUGCACUAUUAACGUUGAAAUUGGUUAUUGGGCUUCUUGGUAUGAAAUCUGCUGAAAUAUAUUCAAGCCUUAAACACUUGACAGGAAAAAGGCUCUGAGGCUUGAAUUUUAGGCUUUACUGCAAAUAACCUAUUUAUUAUUCCUGGCCAGGAAUAAAAGGUCUUUAAUUUCUUUUUAUGUGGUCAUUUAAUAAGGGUUAAGAAUUCCAGCAGCAGGGGAAAGGUGUAAUGUUUCAGGAGAAUAUUUUGAAAGCAGCUCCACGACUGAAUAAAAAAUAAUCAGAGGCUGCCAAACGUUAGCUGGAGAAUUCUGCGUAGUAAACGGAGAAUUCUCUGAUCUCCUAUGCCUAAUGAACACCAGCAUUUUUCUUUCAUCGUAUGAUUCGGUCAGUUUAAAACACGGACCGCAGACUGCGGACUACGGACUGUGGACUGGGUAUAAAACACGCACUAGGUAUAAAACGCGGACUACGGACUGUGUAUAUAAAAACAGCUUUAGAAAGGUAAAACUUAGAGAAAGGGAUAGUGGACUAGCAUAAAACAGUAGUCCCAGCUCCUUGCCUUAUACCCAAACAUUCCUUUGGCUGGUCAUGCAGUCUAUUCUCCUCAACAUUAGUGGGAGAAGGAACGCAUACUACACUGGCAAGGAAGGUUAAUGCCACUACUCAAGGCAACUGAAAAUGAAACUCUGAAUUUUAUAAAAAGGAGGAGUUAGAAGAGAAUUCAUUCUAUAGUUUUAAACCAAUAGAAGAUAUGAAAUUGAGAGGCACCAAACAAAUAGUAUUGGUGUUAGUGAGAGUGAAAUUCUUAUAGGUGCCACAAUUCCAUUUCAAAGCCUUGGGAUAUGAGGAAAUUAAGAACCCAGACCAGAGGGUCAAUAUAGAGGUAUUCUGUGAUGCAAAAAAAGCUGUAUUUAGGGGGAAGGGGUACUCACCUAUACGUGAAUAACAACCAAAAUAAAUCAUCCAACAUUAUAUAUUCUAAGCAAUGAUAACAUGAUUUACACCGAUGUAAACAUGUACAUAGCGUUUGUCAUGGAUGUUAGAGACCGAGACCAGGUCUAAAAAUGGGUGUAGAAAAUAGCAUUUUGGUCAGGCUUAGGAUUUGGAGAACUGGGUGGCACACCUCCACCAAGAAUUUCUGGGAGUAUAAAAACUAUAAAAACUAUAAGUAACUUAAACUCAUGUGUUGUGCUAUUACUGAUGUAGUCUGUAGUGCGCAUUUUAUACCUAGUCUGUGUCUUAUUCCCAGUCCGUGGUCCGCAGUCAGCAGUCCGCGUGUUAUACUGACCAUUGUAUGAUUCAUUAGCAGGCCUGUCAACCCCCCACAUCUUUAAUAUUGAGGGAUGAUAGAUGACAUCAUAACAUGCAGCACAUGACGUCAUUGGUGUAAAAAAUACUCGUUGAUUCUGUCACGAAUUUGCAAUGGCACAAAAUGAACAAAAAAUAUGUUGUUGGCAUUAUAACAUUUGGCCUGAUUGGUUUACUUCCCACCAAUCACAUUAUCAUUUUACAAGGGCAGUGGACUUUACGAGGAAACGUUCAUUGUUAACAUUAAAAUAGCUCAAACAAUGCAAAAUAGAUGAAAUUUUAUGGACGGAAAGUCGAGUCUACUGAAGAAAUGGCAAACUUUGGCAAUAUUAUUGUGAUCUUGGGGGGGUUUGCCUGAAACCCAGAAUCUGGAAACUCUAUACUGAAUGACGAAUGACUCUGAAGUCUAUUGAUUAGGUUUAGGAAACUGUGUGAAUCAGGUUCCAUUUAGGUUUGAGUCAUCAGUAACAUGCAAUGCAUUUUGGGAUCGAUUCAAGAUGGUGGUAUAGAAAAACGGUAUUGUUUUUGUUUUUAAUUUUGGUUCAUACACAAGCUGAGUCAUAAUGAAUUGCUGUACUGGUUAAGAAUCCGAGUGGAAAAAUACUGUAUUUGUGUGUUUUGAUCCCUCAAUCUAAACAUGUCACUGGGAAACUAUCUCUCGGUUCGGUUAUUUUAAGAUCACGGUUAUGACAUGGUACCAGAGACGAUCGUUAAAUCCUAGGGCUUGUAGGCUGCUGUUGUUGUUCAUUUUAGACGGUCCUCGAAUUAGACUUGAGCUAAUAACGAAGGUUUGAACUGUUUCUACUUAUUCAUUGAACAGAAGUACAGUUUAGUACUUUGACUUAAUAAUAAGUAGCAGUCAUGCAUUUUAUUUGAAUGUUUCAUGGUCAAAUUAAGAUUUGACUACCACUUAUUUUCACAGAACCUUGCUCAUGAGCUAUCGAGUGCUGAUCAAACCGAUGGAGAACCCAAGUAUCAUGAUGUGGCGCAGUCUCUUGUCAACCCGUUUAUUCUUAAGCACAGAGAUAAAGAUGUUAAAGUGCAUGCUGCAUGCUGUAUGGCUGAUAUUUUAAGAAUAUUUGCUCCCGAAGCUCCUUACAAUGAAGAACAGUUAAAGGUAAUUACAGUUAUGAGCGGUGGUACUGUUCAGAUUGUGUACUGGCAAUAAAGGGUGCAUGACGUAGUGGUCAGCAUACCACACUUGCUGUCAGGGGUACACUGGUUUAAGCUCCACUAUCUAGUUACUAGCUGGAGUCUUCAGAGUUGAUUACCUUAACCACCCUUGUUGUGCCUCCUACACAGCACCAGUCACAACUAUUAAUUUCUUUUCCUCCCACUAGUGAGUUCUUAAUGCUCACUUGCCUUUGAGUUGUAAUUAAGAAAUGGUGAACGUGUAAUGAUUAGUAUAAAAACUAUAAAAACUAUAAGUAACUUAAACUCAUGUGUUGUGCUAUUACUGAUGUAGUCUGUAGUGCGCAUUUUAUACCUAGUCUGUGUCUUAUUCCCAGUCCGUGGUCCGCAGUCAGCAGUCCGCGUGUUAUACUGACCAUUGUAUGAUUCAUUAGCAGGCCUGUCAACCCCCCACAUCUUUAAUAUUGAGGGAUGAUAGAUGACAUCAUAACAUGCAGCACAUGACGUCAUUGGUGUAAAAAAUACUCGUUGAUUCUGUCACGAAUUUGCAAUGGCACAAAAUGAACAAAAAAUAUGUUGUUGGCAUUAUAACAUUUGGCCUGAUUGGUUUACUUCCCACCAAUCACAUUAUCAUAUUACAAGGGCAGUGGAAAUGGGGAAACGUUCAUUGUUAACAUUAAAAUAGCUCAAACAAUGCACAAUAGAUGAAAUUUUUUGGACGGAAAGUCGAGUCUACUGAAGAAAUGGCAAACUUUGGCAAUAUUAUUGUGAUCUUGGAGGGGUUUGCCUGAAACCUAGAAUGCGGAAACUCCAUGCUGAAUGACGAAUGACUCUGAAGUCUAUUGAUUAGGUUUAGGAAACUGUGUGAAUCAGGUUUCAUAUCGGUUUGAGUCAUCAGUAACAUGCAAUGCAUUUUGGGAUCGAUUCAAGAUGGUGGAAUAGAAAAACGGUAUCGUUUUUGUUUUUAAUUUCGUUUAUACACAAGCUGAGUCAUAUUGCUGUACUGGUUAAGAAUCCAAGUGGAAAAAUACUGUAUUUGUGUGUUUUGAUCCCUCAGUCUAAAUAUGUCACUGGGAAACUAUUGGACCUCGGUUCCGUUUUUUUAAGAUCAUGAUAAUGACAAGGUACCAGAAACGAUCGUUAAAUCCUAGGGCUUGUAGGCUGCUGUUGUUAUUCAUUUUAGACGGACCUUGAAUUAGACUUGAGCUAAUAAAGAAGGUUUGAACUGUAUCUACUUAUUCAUUGAACAGAAGUACAGUUUAGUACUUUGACUUAAUAAUAAGUAGCUCUCAUGCAUUUUAUUUGAAUGUUUCAUGGUCAAAUUAAGAUUUGACUACCACUUAUUUUCACAGAACCUUGCUCAUGAGCUAUCAAGUGCUGAUCAAACCGAUGGAGAACCCAAGUAUCAUGAUGUGGCGCAGUCUCUUGUCAACCCCUUUAUUCUUAAGCACAGAGACAAAGAUGUUAAAGUGCAUGCUGCAUGCUGUAUGGCUGAUAUUUUAAGAAUAUUUGCUCCAGAAGCUCCCUACAAUGAAGAACAGUUAAAGGUAAUUAUAAGUAUGAGCAGUGGUACUGUUCAGAUUGUGUAGUGGCAAUAAAGGGUGCAUGAUGUAGUGGUCAGCAUACCACACUUGCUGUCAAGGGUACACUGGUUUAAGCUCCACUAUAUAGUUACUAGCUGGAGUCUUCAGAGUUGAUUUCCUUAACCACCCUUGUUGUGCCUCCUACACAGCACCAGUCACAACUAUUAAUUUCUUUUCCUCCCACUAGUGAGUUCUUAAUGCUCACUUGCCUUUGAGUUGUAAUUAAGAAAUGGUGAACGUGUAAUGAUUGAGUUAUGGAUGUAUGCAUCACUAAGCAUGAAAGAAGCAUGAGAGUUGCUCAAGAUGUGAUAAGAGAUACUCUAGCUUCUUGAGUUAUAUGCGAGUUUGCCAUAUGUAAGUCAAAUUUGUUUAUUAGGCUCAACCCUGGUCCAAGGAUUCUUCUUUAGUUUCAUCUUCAGGUUUCCAUCCACAAAAACAAACAUUUGUAAAUUCCAAUGUGAUAAUGGCUAUGUUAUCUUGAAGGAAAGUCAGUUUGUGGAUGUGUUAGCACUAAAAUUAAUUAUCUUUAUCAUUUUCAUACUUUUGAUUUCAAAAGCACUACAUGUAAAUGUAUAUCCUGAAUUCACAAAAUAAAAAGAAUGAAUUCACAAAUAAUUCUCAGCAGUCAAAUUUUACAAAACAGGCACAGAUGUUGCUGCUAUUUUCUGGGAAGACAUGUCAGUCCUUAGACUUUUUAGAUGGUUUUAUAUCAGUUGAUUAGCAGUGAAUUUAGCUUUUGUUAGCCCAAUUUUUUCCCCCUACCCUCCACCUCCCGUGAAUAUUACUCCCACUUAUCUUUUUACAUGUAUGUUUUAUUUUACAUUCAGGCAGUAUUUACGAUGAUUAUCAACCAGUUGAAAGGUCUCGAGAACACCAAAUCAAACCUGUCUAAGAAGUAUUUUUAUCUUUUAGAGGUAGGCAGAGGUUUUACUUAGUAUGAUAAAUUAUUUGCCUGGCAGGCUAGGAAUUAAAACAAAAGUUCAAAAAGAAAAGAAGGCACUUUAUACCUUGGGCAGGCAUGCAUAACAGAAUUCGGUUCUUUUAGAGGGAUGGUUGGUUUUCAAAGGAUUGACUUGCUUUAUAGCUCUCAAACCAGGAACUGUUGGAGGGAAGAGCCCUUUUUCUGUUUUUGUUUUUCCUUUUUGCAGAAAUUUUUAAAGAGUAUCAAAAGAUAGUUUGUCAUUUUGAACAAACUGUUUCGACUAAUUUUGAAACAAGUUUAUGACUGUCAGCUACAAAUAAUGUAGUUAAAACAACUGCAGUGUUCUAAAGGUCUGUUUUUAUUUCUUUCAGAAUUUAGCAUUAGUUAAAUCAUUUAAUAUUUGUCUGGAGCUGGAUUUCCAAGAUAUUAUAUUAAAGUUAUUUAAACUGCUCUUCCAAGUCGUGAAGUAAGUUGAAUUUUACUGUAUUAAGUGAAAUUUAAGUGUAUCAUGUAAAUGUUAUUCUCUGCUACUAAAAAACCUCAUAACCAGCUUUCAUAGGAUAUGUUAGACAGUGCUAACCUGAUAAGGGAUAAAAUGAUAAUAUUAUCAUAGUUUAUGGAAUUGAGUAGAGUGACAGAAUGUAUCAAAAUCAUACCUCAUUAUCACCUCAAAAACUCUGUCUCCUUGUUCUCAAUUUUAGUGAAAAUCAUACCAAUAAAAUUCAGAAUUUCAUGCUUGAUGUGAUGUGUCCCAUCAUACAAGAAGGAGAAUCUGCAUCUCAGGAACUUCUGGAUACAAUCCUGAUCAACAUCAUUGAGCCACAGAAGGUACCUACUUACUAAGCUGAUAACUUGAAAUGCAUAACUAUAAAGAUGAUGUCGGUAAAUGUAAUUUAAGCAAAGUUAACCUUGAAAUCAAUAAUUAUUAUAGCUAGUGAUUUCCCUUCUUCCUGCUGCAUGGGGUGGCUUUUGGUCCUUAGCAGGGAUACCUUGUGACCCUUGUGAGAUCAUCGGUGACUAUCAAAAUAAAAUUUCAUUAUGUGCUGUGUAAACAACUGCAUCAUUAAAAUGGAGGUUAGGUGCCUGGAGUAUCCAGGGGCUUCCACUGUUGGCAGCCGGCCCCUAGGUUGAAAUAAUGCCCCCAUGACUGGCACAACAGCGCAACCCACAGCCAUGAGCCCCCACACAAAAGGAAAGGGACAGGCACCUGUCACACUGGAAAACACCAGUGGAGAAAAAAGGAACACCACCAACAACAACAAAGCCUAGAGGAGGGGGCAGAGAAAAUCGGAGAAAGAACCUCAUGGGCUGAAAAAACCUAGCACGACAGAAAACUGAAUGCGCCAAUGAAUCACAUGAUUGAUCUAGCGAGCUACUGGGCAUGCGCAUGCCAGAAGACCACUGACCUCACGCACUAAAAGGCGUUCUUAGUUAUUAAUUCCUUUAAAUUGUAUUUAAAUGCAUUAAUGAACAAUCUCUUCAUUUAGUGAUUAAAAUAAUAUGAAAGCAGAUUUUGGCAAUGGUUUCAUGUUAAGUUGCACACCAAGGCACCCUUAUGUCUAAACAAUCCUUGAAAAGUGCUUGAAUGUUGACUGCCUUUUUCUGUACAAGUUGAGGCGUGUGUGGCCAAGUGGUUAAUACCCUGGAUCUGGAGGUCCAUGGUUCAAGCCUCGCCCAUCGCGUCGUUUCCUUAGACAAGUAACUUUACUCCACGUUGUCUCUCUUCACCCAGGUGUAUAAAUGGGUACCAGCAAUAUACUGUUGGGGGGUAACCUUGCAAUGGACUCGCAUCCCGUCCCAGGGGGGAGUAGCAAUACUCCUAGGCAUACUUGAUGUUAAGGAAACCGGGAUAAGCUCCGGCCAUUUGGGCCUUUGGCUCGUGUGCGCCUUUUCCUUUUUUUUCUGUACAAACCAUGUAUUUAGAGGCUGUUGUAGGGAAAUUUAAAAAGUGAUUGUAUGGAUAAAGAAGGGGCUUGUUGUUGUUGUUGGUAGGUGGCCAUUUUGUUUCAGUGGUUAAUGGAGUUUUUUUUUCAUCUUUCAAGAAUUUUUUAUAAGAUCAUUCUUAACAUCAUUUUGUUGUUUGUUUUCUCCAGAGUGAAAAUCCCGUAGCCUAUAAACUGGCAGGUGAAUUCAUCAGAAGGACUGCAACCUCUUUAGAGCCUUAUUUACAAAUGGUAAUCGAAGAAAAUUGGGGCUUCAGAGUGGAAAGGAAGUCAGUUUGCCAUUUGGGCAAGUCACAGCUAGCAUGUACUAGUCCAAGAGUCAUUUUAAUUAACCCCAAUUUUUUUUUAUGAGCAGGAUUGAUUACAGUUCUUCUGUAAUGUGAAUUUCCUAAAAAAUUCAUUUGCCAUCAGGCAAAUUAAGAACAUAAUUCACUAGCCUCAUGGCAAAAUCCGCUAAGUCCCGGGCUAUAUUCUAUCAGACAUGACUUUCUUUGCACACUGGGCUAAAUUUUUGUAUGGUUUGCAAGUGUGGGGCAUUUGAAAUUAAAGAGUUGACAGACAAAAUUAAUUGUGUGUUCUUUUAGUUUUUUAACAGUACCCUUGCCUUGGGGAAGACAUCAGACAGCAACCUAACAGAGAACAUUUAUGAUCUUAUUCUGGAAUUGAACAGAGUUUGUCCUAGUACUCUCUUGUCGGUUGUUCCACAGCUGGAGUUUAAAUUAAAGGUGAUUUUUGGGCAUUUUUCCAUCUCUCAGAACUCUAACUGUUUUGGUUGCUAUGGGCCAAUCUGCACUAGCAGACAAUGGAAUUGUCUAUGAAACAUCUUAACCAAACAUUGUAUGGUGACAAUUUUUUUUUUUAAUUUAUCUGCCAUGGAAACUACUCUUAAUAGGCCAGCGCAUCUGUCAUUACUUAAUGGAAAGAAUAAUGGUUUUUGCCCCCUUUGGACAAGCACGUGUUCAAAAGGAUUAAUUGCGCAACACGCACCCUUUAGUAUGAGGUGAUAAGAGUUUCGUGUUUCAUUUCGAGUCAGUUUUUGCCUCGAGCGUAUACCAGAGUUUUGCACCAUACUGUUUCAUGUCGUCUUUCAUUUCAUCCCAAUGGGUCGUCCAAGCAGGUGUCCAGGUUGUAAGGAGUUAAAGUGCAUCGGUGCAGCUCUUAUCCACUGAAUUGAAAUCUCUUCGACCAGAGACUACCGAGUUGCGUGCAUUAGUGCGUCCUCCCACUUUACGACAACAGAAAGUAGCAACAGUACUGCCCCUUGUUACAUUGCCAGAACUGCGUGCUAUGACCGAUUUGGCCCAGACGGUGGAUCGACAGGUAGACCAACUUGGCGUUGUCUGUUCUGAUGAUAGCGAGUCGGAGAAUGAGAGUGACUCUCUUCAGCACUCAGCAGCUACCUCUGCACCCUCCGCGCGUCCAUCGCAUCUGUCAUUACUUUAUGGAAAGAAUAAUGGUUUUACAACAAAUGAUUGACAAGAAAAACACAUUUUCAUUUGUUUAAUUGAUUUUGUCCACUUUUUAACCUGGACAAAACAAUUUUGUCCAGGGCACCUUUGAAGAUUGUCCCAUCUCGUACAAAAUUUGUAAAGUUGCAACAAAUUAAACCAUACGCAUUUCUUAAGCAUUGGUGAUGACAGAAAAUUUGUUGAAAUAAACACUUUUUUUGCUAGAGCAGAUAGGCCCUAUGGCAGGUAUAAAGGUUUCUAACCUCUUCUCUUUUUUUUNAAUAAUGGUUUUACAACAAAUGAUUGACAAGAAAAACACAUUUUCAUUUGUUUAAUUGAUUUUGUCCACUUUUUAACCUGGACAAAACAAUUUUGUCCAGGGCACCUUUGAAGAUUGUCCCAUCUCGUACAAAAUUUGUAAAGUUGCAACAAAUUAAACCAUACGCAUUUCUUAAGCAUUGGUGAUGACAGAAAAUUUGUUGAAAUAAACACUUUUUUUGCUAGAGCAGAUAGGCCCUAUGGCAGGUAUAAAGGUUUCUAACCUCUUCUCUUUUUUUUUAAGAGUGAGGAUGUAGAUGACCGAUUAAAAGUGGUCAGCUUAUUAGGUCAGAUGUUUUCUGAACAUGAUUCGGAACUUGCUGUUCAGAACAAGGCUCUCUGGAGUUCUUAUUUAGGAAGGUAAGCAAUUUAUUAAUUUAUUACUACUAACAGAGUGUGUUGUGUUCAAUAUUAACUUUAUCAUUUGAUGCAAAGGAGAACCCACUAAGUGACCUGCAAAUAACUGCCUACAAAUAAUGGUCUGCCCAUGUGCAUUGUCAUCCACCUGUGUUUAGCUAUAAUUGAACUAGGUUAUCUCAAAAUAUCAUAAUUUGUCAGUGUCUUGCAUAUCAAUAAAUCCUCGGCCUUUGGCUUUGGCAGAUAAUUGAUCCGAUGGCCACAGACAAAUCAUGAUAUUUUUCCUCAACCUGCUCUCAUGAUUGUUAAGUGGUUCAAGCUGUUUAACAGGGUUAACUCAGAGCACUAAGGUUCUCUGUCCAUUGGAAGCAAACAAGAUAAAGUAUCUAUUGCAGCUAAAAUUUGUCAUCAGGUUAAACCAGAAUUUCCUUUGUCUCCCAUGGAUGAUAAUUACAUGUAUCCAUAAUAGAUUAUUACGGCUCGGAAACAAAGGUCUGGAAUUUUUUGGUAAAACAUGAGAAUGUAAUUUACCAAAAAUACAUCCACCAGAACUCCAUGGGCUCUUGGAUUUGAUCAACUGUGUUUGCUGUUGAUAUAGUAAACUUUGCCCACUGUUCUGUUUUUUUUUCUUUCUUUUUUUUUGAGAUGGUGGCCAAUGCAAAGGCAGAUACAUGUGCACUAGCUGUUGCUUAGAAUGUACACCUUUCAGUUUCUGACACAUUUGUUCCUUGAUAGGUUUGUGGAUAUUAAUGUAGAUGUUCGUGUUGAGUGUGUGAAGAGAGCUAAAGAAUUUCUCAAGUUUCACCCCGACCUGGUGACAGAUGUUACAGGUGAUUUUUUUUUGGUUGAUUUGUUAUUUGCUAAAUACAAUUGUGCACAAUACAAUGAAACUACAUUAACCAGGGCUUUUAAACAGACUAAACAAUAAAUUACAGAUUACCGAAAGUGAAUUCCAACAAAAGUUGAUGGAACCAGUUAGCAUCUUGCAGUAUUCUUACAGUGAUUUUGUUACAAAUAGUUAAGGUGAGUCCCGGGACUUCUUGUGAAAAAUCAUGAGUCCAUCCAUAACUUAUGAGUCCCAGUUGAAAAAAAACAAAAACAAAAACAAAAAAAACAGGAGUCCUAAAUUGAAAAUGCUUGGGCUUUUACGUAACCAGACAGUCAAUUUGAAGACAGAUGCUAGAACUCUUCAUCACAGUUUUAAAAAAAUGAAAAAUGAUUUAUAGUCUUCUAUACAUUUAAAGCACAAAAAAGACUAAAAUAAAUAUGCAUCUUUAAACAAUAGCCACAGAAAUCACACGAAUAGGGUAUUCUACCAAAAAAUCUUCAAAUCAAUCAAUCGUUCUUUGGGCAUUUUUAUGCAUCGGGGACACAGGAGGAAAAAGUAGCAAAAUCACUGUUGUCAUUGGAUCAUAGAUGACUUUGGUUAGCUUUAACUGUAUACUUCUUUAAUUUGAUUGGUUACCAUCACUUUGGGCCAAGUAACUAUAGGUGCUGUUGAAAGCUUUAUUAAUUGUUGAUUGUAUUAAUUUUUUAAUUUUUUUGUGCAUAGUUGCCUAAUUCAGUAUUGUACUUUAUUAACAGCUGAUUAUGUACACAGCCCUUGCUUAGUUUUCAUUUUUUUUCUUUUUUUUUUAAUGUGUGCAUACAUGUGUAUUUCUCUAUUAUUUUAUUACAGUGUAUAUUAUGUAAAUAUUUUUUUCUGCAUGGCCAGCAUGACUAGCAUUUGCUAUUUCUAAGUGGCUGUGCUCUCCUGUAAUUUUUUCCUCUGUAUGUCCCAAGAGCACUAAUAAAGAUUGUUUGAUUGUUGUUGUUUUGCAGAUAAACUGCAUGAAAGACAAAGGGACCCAGAUGAGAGAGUACGGCAAGAAGUAGUAGCAACCAUCUGUGAUGCAGCGGUUGAACAGAUUGAACAUAUUGAUGAUAAGGUACUGCAAGUUUUAUCACUCCAAGUGCAUUGUCAGGGUUCGCAAAUACGCUAAAUUUGGUGCAUUUUACUCCAAAAUUGUUCAGAUGACAUCCAUGAGGUUACGGAGAGAGUCACUUCGACUCCAGAAAUUUUCAGUAACAAACAGGGAGCCACUUCAACUCCAGAAAUUUUCUGUAACAAACACAGUUUUGUCCUGGCUUACCUUUUUCGCAACAAAUACAAUUUACGUUAAUUGCAAACGUUGUAAACCUUAAUUAAAUCAUUGAAAUUCAAGAAUUAUACUGCACGACAAAACAGGAAGAGGGUAAAUUACGAUCAAACUUUGCUCGAUGACCGACAUCAUGGAUUUGAGCUUUCCAGGUCAGCGGACCACCACAGCUAAAUCGUGUAUCCCUCACGAUAGUGUAUACAUACCAGGACCACGUGCUGGAAAGUCUGAAAAUGGCUUUUUUCGUUGUGAUACUUGACUCCAAAUAUUCCAAAAUGACUCCAAAAUUAGGAAGCAGAAGUCAAACUGACUACACUCAUCAAUAAAAUUUGCAAACCCUGAUUGUACUGCACCUGGUUGUGUUUUGAAUGUAUUGGCUGGUUUGCUUCCUGCUUCCAGAUGGUGGCCGGACAUCUUGCCUGGCCAAAGAAAUUUUAGCUUGGUCAAGUCUUGUUUCUGACUGGUCAAAAUAUUGGGAAAAAAGUUAACUUAUCGUUUUGUAAUUUUUACUUUGUGAACACAAUUGUGUUUUUUCAAAGAAACAAAAUUUAAGAUUUACCGGAGAGGAUUUGGCUGUUUUUUCAUGAACGAGAGUGCAUGCAUGACCAGUCAAUGUGGCUGGCGACUGAAGUUUUUGGCUAGGCAAGUUACAGUGCUGGCCAGAUAUUGUCCUUUGACCGGCGGUUAUUUUGAGCCCCGCAUUUAAUCUGAGGGAUGUCAUGUGAUGGCUCAAUAAACAAAGUAUGCUUGAUCUGGCCUUAUAUUCUAAUGUAAAGAAAGAAGAAAAGAUGUUGCUACAAAUGCAGUCAAGUUAUAAUUAGGAUUUUGUGUUACUUGUGUCCUUUUAAGUUUUAAUGUGGACCCUAGAUCAAGAAGCCCCUGGCUCAAAAGUUCUUGAGUACCAUUCAGCUGUAAAGAGUACAGUGUAUUUUCUGGAACUAGCAGUCAUCUCCAAGAUAUUAAGGACACUAUACCCGUGCCUUGAAAAUCCUGCAAACCUUCAAUAAGUUUACCUUGUGUCAGUCAUCACAAAAAUGACAAAACACAGAAGCUCAGAGUUUAUAAACAUGUCAGUAGCUUUGCUAUAAUUAUGCUAGGCCAACCCCAAAAGGACACAAAGACUGUUAGCCUCCACCUUUCUUUCUCUUCGUCUUUACCAUUUAUCAAGGAAUUUCAAGGGGGCCUGACUACUUGUAGGGAAUAUUGACAUAUACACAAAUGUCUGGCUCUGACUGAAUUUUUCUUCACUCCCUUGUGUUAGCUUUUUGAUGCUGUAUGUGAAAGAGCUAGAGACAAGAAGGUAAGAAUAAUAAUUUUUUUUUAAAUUAUGAAAAGUGUAUUCAGUCCACAGAGCUUGAAAAAGUCCCGUUCGGUAGUACAAAACAAGUCCAUUUUCUUGCUGGGCAAGUAACUUUUAAAGCUGACUUGCCCAUUGGGCAUUUGGGGCCCAGACCAGUUGUCCUCUAACAAAACCAUUAUCUAAGACCAGCAAGAAGUGGACCUGGCAAGCAAAAUGUGAGAGCUGAUUGCAUGUGGCUAAAUGAAAUUUAGGCAAAGUUAAAAUGUAAACAAUGCUGGUCAUCAGUUUCUUAGUUGCCUGGCUUGGGGUGGCCCCAGACAUUUAGCAGGGGCACUUCGUGAUUCAUAUGCAGUCUGCUUGUUUGCAGUUACUUAUAAAGUCAUAUUUAUCUCGCCCCCCGUUGCCUUGCCAAAUUUUUUCUGCCUGCUUCACCCUCCUGAUAGUUCCUUCUACCUAUUUGAGUAUUGGUUGUAAGUAUUCCACUGAGUGAUUCAGGGUGAUGGUGCCUGGUGGUGGCCACUUGCGGGAUUGCCAUGGAUACCUCCUUUUUCUUGCUACAACUUUGCCCAGCUCCACCAAUCCUUAAGGGACCAGCUUCUAAGCUCAUCUAUUGAUGAUGAGUUUAACCAAAGGACAAGCUGGAAUUUCCAAGCCCUGAGUCCUACCAGUUGCAUGAAGUGUUCCUGCUGUCUAUACUAUUGAUAACUUGUGUAUGAGUUUGUUUUUCUUUAGUACUGUGCAUCUAAUCUGUGUUUCUGCUGGUUUUGUUUCUUCAGUGGCAUGUCAGUAGAGAAGCAAUGAUGUGUCUUGGAAAGUUAUAUAAGAAAUUGACUACAGGGUCAGUAUUUCGUUAUGUCAAUUUUUUGUGAUAGAUAGGAACUAACAAACCAAAAGCUACAUUCUCUCCAUAAGUAUCACAGGAAAUAACAUUAUGAAGAAUAACGUGACAUCAGUGUAUUUGGGCGUAAAGGGUUGGCAUUAUUAUUUAUAGUCGCAUUUGUCACAUACCCUUUUUAAUCUGUUUCGGUUGUAGAACUACUGCAGACAAAACAGCUGCCAAGAGGUUAUUAUGGGUUCCAAGUAAAAUUCUCCACCGUUACUACCAUAAUACUCCAGAAAACAGGUACUGUUAAGGAAAUUGUGUUAAUGAUUAUAAGGAGUCAGUUUUACAUGAAAACAGAAUUGCCAAAUGUUAGUAAAAAUGAGCCACAAAACUUUGGUUCUCUUUCCAUGUUGUAAAGCUUUUAGACUGGCGUACUUGUCUUCUGAGUCUGGAAAAGCUUAAAAUACAAAUGUGCUUGGUUUGCCUAAAAUCUUUCAUGUUGUUGUACAUUACAUCAUCGUGGGUGCUCUUUUAGCAAAAGUAAUGAUGGGGCGGCUGUACAGUAAUAUAAUAUAUCAGAGUGAAUGUUGUGCUUAGUAUAUUAAGUGAUUAAAAUGUGAACUUUAACAAGAACUGUAUCAUCAUGCUUUCAUCAACUGAAGUGCAACAAUGUAUUAGACUAAUCUACAAUUUGGUUAACUGAGAUCAUCUUCAUUACUGAGACAGUCAUGUUAUAACAGACACUUGUGAAAUGGGAUUUGUUUGGGGGUGGUGUAACUUGGAUGCUUUUUAUCCGUAUUGCUUUUUGUUUACAGGGCUUGAAAUUGUGACUGACUGGUCACUUACUCAACUAAAAGUUUAGUGUUGGUGACAACAUUUUUUUUAGAAUUUCAAAGCCAGUUGCUAGUGGGCAACUUGCUUUUCAUUUCUUUUAAUUUUUGGUUAUGGAAGAGUUGAUCUUACUGUUAAAAAUGUGAAACAUACUGUUCAAUCCCUAUGUUGCAGCUCUUCAAUGACCAAAAUGCUAAAAUUAAUAAGAAGUUUAUUUUUAUGUUCUUAUUUAUAACGUGUAGAACAUUCUUACAAAGCUUUUGUAUUGCUUGUUAAAGGCUCUGCGUGGAGAGAAUUUUAAUUGGCUGCUUAGUGCCAGUCACUCUAGAAGCUGACGAGAAAAUGAAGAAAUUGUUACAUAUUUAUUGCAAGCUUGACCCUCAGGCAGCUAGGUAAGUGUACAUGUUAAAUAACUGAUAUACCUUUUCUUUCUUUUAGGGAGGUAACUCUUCCAGAAUUUUGAGGUCAGACCAGAAGUAUGUCGGACCCACCAGAUACCAUUCACCCCCUAUUCAUCACCUGUUAAUUAAGUCAAUACUAGUAACAACCAAUGGGUAUGGAAUGCGGUGACAACGAUCAAAGCAAAACUCUUUUGCUCCAAUGCUAUGCUUUGCAUAAUCAGAUUACGAGUGAUAAAAGGUCCAAAUGCGUGUGAUCAAAUUGCAUUUUGUGCAUUUCAGUUAUUCCAAACGAAUGCUUGCUAAAUACAUGUGAUGCAUGGGUAAUAACAACCUGGAGAUUAGGAUUGCGGGCUCUUCUUGUCGUCCGCAAUGAGUAUUGAGAAAGAUGUUAAGUGCCAUUUUGGGAGUUUUGUUUCAAAGCCUAGUGGUAACAUUUUGUAUGUUAUGUUUGAUAAAAUUAUAUUUUAUCACUUAACUUUUUUGUGCAAUUAAGCAUAUCCUAAUAUUUUUCUAUUAUUUUUAUUCUUUCUCUUCCUUAGUGCUUUCCAUGGAAUACUCAAUUGUCAGCAAAGGUGAGGAAAAGUUAUUUACAUCACAGUGCACUUGCUGUCUUUUUUUUCAUGUAAAUAAAGCAGGGACUUCUCAUGGCUGUGAUGAAUGUGAUUCCUGGCUACUUUCACAAGAAAAUAGAGGAAAAGUAGAACCAAAAGAAGUCCCUCGCUGUUUGCUUCCCUGCCUACUUGUAGUAUUUAUCUGGUAACUUGACAUCUUGGUGACAGCCCUGAUUAAAUCUAACAUGCAAAGAUGGUUGUGAUGACCACAUAUUUCUCAUCAGGCCCUUACUAAUUCAUUGUUUACGUUCUUUCAGAGUACGAACAGACAUUGCUGAUCUUAUAGAGCUGUCUACAAAAGAACAGGUACAAUUUUUGAAAGGCUACUUGUUUGAAUAGCUACAUGUCUUCAUGUUUGGCUGUGAAAUACUUGAUACCUCUGGGCAUUUUCCCCUGUCUAUUGUAAAAAACCAUGUGUAAUAUUUACCAUUAGGAAUCAACACCAGUGGUGUGGACCAGGAAUGAAUCCCAGAAACAGCACCAUUCUCCAUAAAUGAGUUUAGUUUGUUGUUGGCUCUCUCUCCCAAUUCUCAAGUUUUCCCCACUCCUCAAAAACCAACAUUGCUGAAUUCCCAUUUUAUCAGGAAUGGUAAAAAUAAAUCAGUUGACGCAUGUGCUACCUCUAAACCAUUAUUUAUUGUAUUUAAAGUUCAUUUAUAUCUACCAAACAGAAACCCUUUCAGCCAUUGUUCAGUUCCAUCCAUUAAUGGAAGUGGGAACUGACCUCUGCCAAUUUUGUCCUUUAAAUAGUAAUAUUCAGCUCAAUGUUUGAAAUGUUGCUGACUUUGAUUUUUUUUUUUCGCUGCAGUCAGAGGACAAUGAGGCUCUUAUUUUCUCAAAGAUAAUUUCCCUUGCAAGUAUGUUAUCUUGCAUAUCAUACAUAUCACUGCUCAGUCUUAAAAAAAAACAUUUCCUCAUAUGUAAAAUUGGCCUAUGGGCCAUUUACCAUCCUCUCCUGAGGAUACAUAAUGACUUUCUGUUACUCAACCUGGCACUUCACAUCGCUGAUGAAGUUUGAGUGAUGCGGGUGAAACAUUCAUUUUUGUCUCAAAUUUUGAUCUGAGUCUUAGAAUUUGCUAUACUGAAAUUUCUUUGCCGUAGCUGGUGAAAAACCUUUUUGUAGUACUUGUAUAUGCAUGUAUGUUAGACUUGGAAUAGAACACAAAUGGCAUUAUUAUUCCAUCCAGUAGAUAUUAAAUGUCCUUUCAUCCUUACCAAUUGCUUCAGCAAGAUUAGUAGUAGCCAGGCUUGUUAUAAUUAUUUUUGGAAAUUGAUUCAAUAGUACUUCAAUAGUUUAGUUAACAGAUCGGAAAAAGAGACUUAAAUUAGGUAAAUAUUAAUUAACAUGACAAGUUUCGCAAGAGGCUAUCUAAUGUAAAACCAAACAGGAUUGUUUUCCAUACACACGUACACAGUUUGUGAUUAAUUGGCUACUUCCAGGGCUGUCAUUAAUUUUUAGAACAGCCAUAUCAAAUAAAGAUUCACUUGUAACAUCUCUCCAAAACUUUAUAGUGUCACCUUUAGCUUCCCACCACUUGGGGCUGAUUUGCGAUAUUAUUUAGCAAGCUUCUUUGUUUGGAAUGUGGGACUUUGAUUUUUGGAUCACUUGAGAAACAUAACAUGUACAUUUUGGCAAAUUAUUUUGGCAGAGUAGGCUACUUUUAGCCCCUGAUGUUAAUUUAUUUCUUUUAUUUUUAGAUUUUUAUUCCUGCUGAUCCCUAAAUUAUUUUAUUCUAGCAAUAACAAUAAUGCAAAGAAAAAGAGAACAAAAACUUAAUGUGAUAUUUAUGUCUCUUUUGAUUUUAGGAGCUUUUCCUGAUGCCUUUAAGUUUCAAGAAAACCUAAAGAAACUGCGGGAAAUGCUUCAGGAGCCAACUCUGAGAGAGUUGUUCAAGAAAAGCAUCGAUCCUGAUGUAGGAUGUUCGACAGUUUUCAAGGCAGUGGUAAGUACUUGUCCAAUGCCUUUAACUCCUAUCCUAGAGACAAUCACAAUCUUCCUGCACAUUUGCUGAGGAAGUAAUUGUUCCUUUUUCAGAGUGAUGUUGUUUUAAAGGUGGGAUCUAAGAAUCCUGUCCUAGAGACAAUCAAAGCUCUUCUGGACAGAGCAGCACCUCUACUAGUGGAUGAACAGUGCAUCAAGAACAUGUUCAAGCUGGUAAAGGAUGCUGUGGAAGGGCUGUCUGAUUAUGAAGAUGAUGAGUAUGAAUGGCAUGAGAGUUCGGGAUCACGUCCUGUUGGGAAAAAGGGCCUGGAUUUGUUAUUGGUGAGUCUAAAUUCCUGUAAUUGAAAUACUAGGGACCUGUUGUGUCUGAGUUAGAUAUGUCCUGGAUGAAAUGCUAAUAAGAUGCACAUUGGUUAUGAUACCAUACGAUGAACAUGUAUGAUAGGAUUGAUGUUUGAUGCAUUGUGAUGUAAUAUGCGAUGUGAUGUAUUAUGAUAUUAUUCAGUAUGUUACUGUUCAUAUCUGGCCAGAAGUAUAUCUGUGAUAAAAUCCUAGAUAAUUUACUUCCUUGAAGCCAUCAUGAAGUGUGCUUGUGAAUAAAAGUUCUCCAAAACAAAAUGAUUCCAGUAAAAUAAGAAGAUUCAAGAAAUUAAUAUGAAAAUGGCAAGCAAUAAGUAGUAAAUUAUUGUGUAUCAUACGUGCCCUUUAGUAGCGAGAUUUUCGUAUGACCUCAAAAAGUGGUUUCGGUAAGUGUUUGUUAUUUGUUUCAUCAGCUGGUAGAUGAAGAGAUCAAAUUAUGGCCUCUUCGCUUUCCCACCAAAGAAAACCCUAAUAUGGAGAAGACAUCAUCAUGUUGCAGUAUGACGUCAAAUUGAUUUCAAUUGAUUUCUAGAAAGUUCUCGGACAUGAAGUUUUUUCACCUGAGUGUUCGAUAAACCAAUCAAAUCUCUCUAUUUCCGUUCGUUUGUUGUUUCUGUUUUGUUCACGCUUUUUCAUUUCAAGGUCAUAUGAAAAUCACUUAAUAAUUAUUGAUUUUUUUUGUUAGGCACUGGCCGGUGUGUUUCCCUCUCAGUUUCAAAAUGAUGAUAUUUUUCAACAACUAUUGGUUUUUCUGAAAAACAAAGAUCAAGAAAUAGGUAAGACACUCAGGUCUCAAACAGCAGACUUGUGCAAUCUAUCUAGGGUGUUGAUGUCCUCCAAAAGAUUUUCAUCUGAGAUUGUGUAUACCUUUUCCUGCUUCUGCAGGAUCUAUGCAAGGAACUUUUGACAUGAAUCAACAUAUCUUCAGAAAGUUUCCCUGGCCCUUUCUAGUACAAAAUAUAUUACUUUAAUGAAAUCCUUACUUUGUCACUGAUUUGUUUUAAACUCAAAGGAAACCCAAACCAAAAUAAACCCAAAAUAUUACAUUUUCUUAGUCGGCUCCAAACAUGACUGGGAUUUUGCAAGAGAAUGGAGUAGGAAAGAUGGUGUUGGGUUCUUUUUAUGCUCUGCUUCUCAUUUUCUUUCUUCUCUUUCGUUAGUCUUCAACCAUAUUAUGAUUUUUAUGUCAUUUACUUAUAAACUGUAAACUUUCCUAAAGUGAGCCUUAAUCUUUAUUUCAAUUUUUGCACACACUGUCCCACCUCGAAUAGCCUUGCUAGCUGCAGGCAGUGCUUUUGUCAUAUUAUUUUGGUUACAUGUGAGGUCUCUAACUUCUGCCUCUCAUUUCGAAAUGCUCUUCCCUACCGUACUGGAACAGGCUUUUGGCAAUAGCAGUGUCUGGCAUAAAGUGUUUUACUAGAUCUCUUCCUUUUGAUAGCUUGGUAAAUUGGAUUCAAAAUUAAAAUUGCUGAAUUAACCAAUAAACGUUAUAUUCUAUUUUAUAUUUGCAGUUGAUCAGGCACUUAAGAUGCUUGCCUUGACUGGUGAUGGCAUUGAAAAAGUGAAUAAAUCACUAGCAAAGUAAGUUCUUUUAUAAGCAGGGCUCGCACAGGGUCUUGAAUUCUUGUAANGGUAAAUUGGAUUCAAAAUUAAAAUUGCUGAAUUAACCAAUAAACGUUAUAUUCUAUGUUAUAUUUGCAGUUGAUCAGGCACUUAAGAUGCUUGCCUUGACUGGUGAUGGCAUUGAAAAAGUGAAUAAAUCACUAGCAAAGUAAGUUCUUUUAUAAGCAGGGCUCGCACAGGGUCUUGAAUUCUUGUAAUAGUCUUGAAAUGUGCGUAGCAAUUUUCCAGACCUGGAAAAAGUCUGGAAAAUAGAGACAAAGUCUGAAAAAAUGGUAAAAAGUCUUGAUUAAUUUUUCAAAGCUAACAAGUGCUUAAUAUAAGUGAAAACUUUUUUGUUUUGGUCAAAUCUUGUCCAAUCUUAGCGUUAUGUUUGCAGCGCACCGUGAAAAAAUCUUUGUUCCUGCAUUUUUAAGUUCUCUAAUGAUCACCUAUUUGAUAACCUUGGGUCUGGGAAAAGAAAUUAUUGUUUUGGAAAAAGUCUGGAAAAAGUCAUUGAUUUUGGAUCGAGAAAUCUGUACAAACCCUGUAUAAGUGAAGUAAAAACUGAGUCAAAUGUUCUUGUUACGCAUCUGUUCUGAUUGUUUAAAGGGCAAUAAAUAAUAAUUAUUUUACUGCAAGUUAUUGGUAGGAAUCAGCUGAGAUUUCUUAAUUGGAAUUGGAUUGACCCGACCAAUUGAUCAUCGAUUAUCUUUCGUAAAAAUCUCUUUAUACAAGUACCAUUUUUUUCCACCUGCAUGCAGGUCAAGGUUACAAGGUUUUUUUUACCGUGGACCACUUCUAAAUUAAACAUGGCCACUGUUCUGUCUUUUAUAAAGUGACCAAAACGCACAAAAUGUAAAUAUGUACCUGAUUGAACAUUUUCCAAAAGUGAUCAAUUUUUCUCUUUGAUGAUUGGCACAUCACUACUGCAGGUAUGCUCAUAGGAACGUUAAAAUCCAAAACUGUCCCUAAUGUAUGAAGAUUAAUGUCAUACUGCUCUCUCUUCUACAUUAGUUAUUACCACCCAGUAUUGUCAAAACUAGCACUGAAAGGAACGCCCUGCCAAGCCAAGCACUCUCUGAGAUCUAUUGCAAAGAUGGCUGCUUCUACCUCCCAGCCUUUUGAUCGUAUUUUUACAGUAAGUAGUACGAUGUUGAUGCAUGACUGGUAACAGUAAUAAGCUGUUCAUCUCUGCUUUUGCUCUGACUCUUUCUCCGGAUAGUUUGUGGGAAAUAUUAGUUGGCCUUUUCUUUCCCAGUAGAAACCAGAGUCAAAAUUUGAUCAAAGUCCCAAAUUUCAUUUUGUAAAGUACUAAAAAACAAAUAGUCAGUAGAACCUCUAUACAUGGGACACCCUCAUGCUCUAGGAAAGUGUCCCAUGAAUAGAGGUUGGGCUUGGGUUUGUCAAUAAAUAGCCAAUUUUUUUUUUCUUCUAUUUUGCCUCGGAAUCUGCUGCAGUCAUGAUCUCAAGCAGCUAGACAAUGUAGAAAAAAUCUUGAUUAACUCAUCUAUGCGGUAUUGUGUGUUGAAAUCCCACAAGUGCAGUGCAUUGAUGUAAGUGAGAUAGCUCAUUGUAUUGAAAUCUGUGAUUGUUGUGAUUAGUAUACGCUUAAAGUUAUCAACCCUCCUUGUGGUCACGUCUCGAGAGCUAAGGUGUGCCCUAAAUGAAGCUUAAAUUUGGGGUUUUGGGACUCAGAUAAUGUGUCCCUUUCCCCUGAAGAGAGGUGUCCCCUCAGUGGAGGUGACAGUGAACAGUUUUCCGGGGCCAAAUUUUGUGCCCCUUAAUAGAUUUGUCCCAUUGUAGAGGUUCCACUGUAGUAUUUUGUGAAAGUAUCGCCAAAGACCCCAUUAAUCUCUUUGGGAAUGACAAUUGUUAAGGGUUAGAGAUUAAUGUUAGUUUUUUACUGGUUGCUGAACGCACGCAUUCUGUUAAAUGAACAGGACAUUUUUUUGCUACCAAAAAUUAUGCAUACACUCUUAUUAUGUUAGCUAAGCAGGCUAUGUUUGUAUCGAAAUGGUAUGGCCUAUUUUGUUUUCUCGUAGAACCUCGUGAGCUCCUUGACCUACGAUUGUCCGCUUCUGCUGACAACAUUGACAGCUCUCGGAGAGAUUGCGUUAUUGGCACCAACGCUGUUUGAAACCCAGCGGCCGGCCAUUGUACGUGAUUUUAUAGUCAAGGAAUUGCUGAUGAAAGACAGGGUAAGUUCAAAACGCCCUGUCAUUUGCAUCGCUGUGAGAUGUCUAAGACUGUGAAGAGGCUCUGGUAAGGGAUGGGGCGAAAAAGUGCAAAAGCGCGAGAAGGUGAAGAACAGCUAAAGGCAAGAGAGGGAGGCGAAUUUUCCCUCAACUUGUUUUGGUCACCUCUCUAGGCUGGUGAUGUGAAGUCUAACUAUAAUCUCCCUGGUUUGCGCGUCACUAGGAGGCAACAAUAAAUGCUUUCCUUUUGGCGGUUAGUUUUCUAGCAAUUCACCUCAAAAUUGCUACACGUAGAGCUUUUAUUGUACUACAGUUCUGUGAGACAAGUUUGUUCAGCAUGACAGUCUUUAUUCUCUAAGUGAUAAAUAAACAUUUCUUUUAACGUCAGGGUGUGGCAGCUAACUCUGAUGAAAGCGAGAGUUCUUGGUGUGAUGACAGGGAUGUUACGCAUGAAACACAAGCCAAGGUGAGCAGAAAGCAUACACCUGAUAUAGUCUUACGAGAAAAAAUAUCCUGUGAUUCUUGGUAAGUCUCACGAGUAAAAAAUUUCCCAUGAUUCUUGAUUUGCAACCGCGUAACGAGGCGACCAUGUUGGUUUAAAAAAACAAAACGUCAGCUGUAAACCAGCAUCAAUACUUUUGAAAACAGUCUACUUCAAAAAUAUCCUCUUGCUUGUCAAGGACUUCAAAAGAGGGUUUUCUCAGAGGAGAGGUACUUUGCAAAGAUGCGCGAGAGAGACUUGCUAGGGUUACCAUUGGAUUAUUAAAUUAAACAAGGUUGUAAAAAGAUGUUUUAGCAACCACUUUGGUAGCAGUGGCGAGACUUUGGUCAUGAGGACAUGCAACAAAGUAAAAAAAUAGCGAUAAUUACUUUGUCAAACGCCAUUUUCCUGGCGUUGCCUUUUUAACAGUCCAUAAAAAUUAUUUUGACGUGAUGCGUGUUUUCUUACAAUUAAUUGUCAGAUCAAAGGGAUACGCCUUCUUGUCAAGUGGUUAAGAGGCCAGGAUAGGAACCAUAAGACAUAUGUACAACCUGUUCUUAGAUUACUUGAUAGCAUGCUAGCUCACAAAGGAGAUUUACAACAACAAGGAUGUGUGAGGUACUGUCGUAUUGUUGAUUCAAAUUGUAAAAUAUUGUUACCUAGCAAGUCUGUGAAAGUUUAUACCAAAGUAUUAAAUAUUAGCAAGUCCACAGCGACAAACCGUUGAGUGGUGCCGGAUCUCACAGUUGUAGACUGGAUCAGUACAAUAACAACUUGUAAAAGUGGGUUGAGUUUGGUGGUCCGGGUGAACUUGUAUAACGUAUAAAACGGCAAGCUGAUCCUUACGACAAGGCUAGGAACAAGUGAACAAAAGAAUAAAACAACUAAAUAUAUUUAUACACACUUGCCCAAGAUUUUGGUUUGAAAGACAAACCUUCAGGGGCUAAAAGAAAAAUGAAAAGGGUUUAAAAAUUUAAAGUUAAAACAAUAGAUUGUGAUUGUUUACACUGUUUAUACUGCUCUUUCUCUCAUGUACUAAGGUUAAUGCCGAUUAACUGUCAAGGCUUUCAUUUGUUUUUUGUAGUUUUUUUGCAUUUCUUUGCUCUGUGAUUGGCUGAAAAUUCUCAUGCCUCUUUCUUGACCAAUCAGAAGUAAAACCAUAUUAAAACCAGUCGUUACUUGGUUACACAAGUUUUCCCGCGCCUUCUUUAAGUUCCGAUUGGUUAGUUGGAAUGUGCGCGUCUAUUUUGAUUGGCCGGGAUAAUUAGGGAUAGAUGUUUGCUUUCUCUUAAGUACGACACCCAAACUCAUUGUGCACUAAUUCGUAAUUCGUGCCGCGAAAAUAAAGUAAAUUUCUACUAUGACGAAUUGUAGGACUUAUCUUUGGAUGUUUUCUUUUUGGCUAGUGCUGCUGAUUGUUCACGACUUCGCCUGGCUGCAGCGUGUGGUAUUAUUAAGAUCGCUCAAGAAGCUCACUGUAUUGAAUAUAUAACUCUUGAAAUCUUCCAACAACUUUCGCUCGUUAUGCAGGUAAUCGCUUACGAAUUGUCCUUUUAUACAUCUCCCAUAAUACACCUUGUUUGAACCCUAGCGGCAGAGGUAGCCUUCAUUCGUAAAAUUCUUUUUUUUUGAGGUGUUUUAAUUACUUUUCAGCCAAUUGGUCGACAGGAUGCUCGAAAAUAAUAGCCUUCAUGAACGCCAAGCCCCUCCCCUAGCAAGAGAGUGCGCCUCUGGCGCAUAUUUUUGGCCUUACCGGUCAAGAAUGGUCCCUUACGUGCUAAGCUAAAACUUAGGGAGAACACUGGGUCAUUAUUCUUGACAGUGUAUAUUUUACCUAUGCAGGACCCUUGUUAUGAAGUUCGGGACAAGUUUACCAAAAAGCUGCACAAAGCGGAAGAUUUACUAAAACUUCCCCUAGAGUAUUUGGGAAUAUUCGCCCUUGCAGCACCUGAACCUGUCAAGGAAAGAAGGAAUGAGGUAAACUAAGGAGAAUUUAUAUUAGCUUUAUUUGCUCCCGCCACUUAAUGAAAAUGUCGGCUGUAGGAUGGGCGCUCAUUGGAAGGAAGGUGCUUAUUAAGUUCUUCGGUUGGUAGCCAAGCUAGCCUGUUCCAGGCCUUCAGAUCGUGGGGACAGCACAAAGAGAAUUUCCAUUUUACGGUUUACACACACAGUUAUCAAUAGAAACAAUAGAAACAGGUUUUCCUUGUACCCUUACAAUAGAAAAAGUGUUGGGAAGGGCAGGAGGGCACCUGUUUGAUAUUUUGGCGUAGGGGGUGGGCGCCUGUUCGGGAGAGAUCGCUCAUUAGAGCGUGGGCAAAGCGUUACAAAGCGAGGCGGUGUUAUAAGUUUCAUUUCAUGAUUUUAUCGCCUUGUUAUUUUACUAAAUUUUAGACACGGUUCUUUAGUUUUAAAAAAUAUUUGUGUUUGUUUGUUGUGAAUCAUUUGAUACAACGGUUAAACUUGUUCGUGGAAAUACCCGAUAAAAACAGGGCUUAAUUGGUCGGGAUAAUCAAAAAGCUAUGGUUAAGGCCCUGUGCAAAAUAAUGCGAGUUUUAAACAAAAGAGGCCUUAUAAAACCGCGACGGCAGCGGGAACGUCUAAAACACAAUAGGUUUUGUGAACAAAACAAAUACUCCGCACGUUUAUCAGGCUUUUUGUACAUUUCUCUGCCGUCCCUGCACGAUUACGUCAAUAAAUGACCAAAUUUUGAGUUGAAUUGAGAACGGGAGCGGCAAGGUAUCUCUGAACUCGACCGCGGCCUCCUAUCUUUCGCAGUUCCAACCUAACUUUACUGCUUUUAAGUAACUGGGCGAACUGGAAUUAGGGCGAAAAAUUCAAAGGACGCGAAGCGUAUUUUUCAGCGACGUUUUUAUUGGCGUGGCCGUUGUCGGAUCGUAAGGUUUCUAAAAACGCAUCAAGACGUCCGCGUCCACUUUAGUGUUUGCAUCAUUUUCCGCCGUCCACACUCAGCCGUUUCCGUUUAUGUCCUUCCUAAACCCACUCUGCAGCCGCACCUUAGUCUUGUGGCUUGUUUUUGACAGAAUUAAAACCGUAUGUUUUGCCCCUUAGGUUAGACAAAUGAUCACAAAGAACGUCAAAACAAGAAGAGAUUACUUAAAGCAACAUUCAUCAGCCCAAGGUAAGUGAGGCUCAAGCAAAGAAGUGAAGGAUGCUUGACGGCCACACCUCUCUCAGCAAGUGUUAGUAACAGUGAACUCAAGGAUUAACAUUUCUUGGCAGAAAGAGGCUACUAUAAUGAACCAGUAAAAAAAAGUUCGAAGAAUGUCUAUAUGACAUUGGACAAAGAUUGAGUAGUUCUUUGAUGGCGGGAGUCAUCGAUAGGUCCGUGUGUAUUUUGCAAAUGUUCAUACCCGCCGUAUUUUAUAUAAUUUCUCAAUUUCUCUAUAGGCCGGUGUAAAAUGAUACCUUAAAAGGAUCGAAGCUUUUGCACGUUGUAUUUAUUCGACAAACGUUAACUCUUCCGCUAUAGUACAUGGUCAAGACUGUCAAUCCCCAUGAUCGGAAUCUGCCAUUAUCUUUUUUUUCUUCUUUUAUUUGUAGUAUGUUCACAGUCCAUUUUGCCAGAGUAUGCUUUGCCCUGUGUUAUUCACAUGUUGGCGCAUCAUCCUGACUUCAGACAAGACGAUCAUGAAACCCUUGUGCAAUUCAAAGAGUAAGGAAUUUUGUUAACGGAACCCCUUCAGUUCUAAGACGGCCACCUGGAGUUGCUCCUUGCCGUUCUUCACUCAUUUAAUUUCACUCUUUGUGAGGCUGAAACGUCUUUAAAACUCCAUCCCAGGGCGCUUACCAAAAUUCCGAACUAUUUACCCGUUUUCUUAUUGUUUGUGCUGCUUUGUUUUGCUUUAUGCUAUUUGUUCGUUUAUUUGAUUUUUCUAUUUACAUAUUUAGUGUUGGAACUUCACAUCGUAUACCCUUUAUUUUUAGGAAGUCUAUAAUUCACAAGCCCCCAGCUUCUAUAAGAGACAUCACUGUUUAUAAACAUUGUUUUUGUCAUUCAAAUUUGUUACGAGUGGAACAAAAGAAUCUUUUGCAGAACCAAUGCUCUUCUGGUUUGCAAAUUAAUUUUAGUAGGUGACGUCAGCGUGAUUAUCGCUAUAUGGCUUUUUUGCCAUAGCCAUUUCGAACAUGUAUAAAUUAAGUAAUUAAAUUUAAUAUAAUUAUUGAAAAUGUAGAUACCCUGAAGGUAGCAUUUUUUUAUUUAGUUUACUGUAAAAUGUAUGAAAUGAAAAUGGAAAAUGAAAUGAACUAGCCAGCCGGACCGCUCAUUUUUAGAAAUACUUUUCUCCAAAAGUUUAAGCUAAAAAUCCAAUACUACUUAAUUUUUUUUUUUUUGGUUUUUGCAAUUUAUUUGGUUGUUUUCCAAACUGUUCCAGCUACCUGUGGUUCUUCAUGGAACCGAUUUUAGCCAAAGCAGAUAAUUACAGCUUCCUGAAGAAGUUAGUAGAAAACGUCAAGCAAACAAAAGACGUCCAGGCUCCCGAUGACCAGGAAGUGAACAAGGUAGAUAUAAGCCCACCAUCCCCUCCCUCCACCUAACCCAGCCCGCUUAGUCUUACUUCAAAAUGGAAAUCCUGUCCCAAAGGGGUGAUUCAGUUCAAUUUUAUUCUUAGUUGAAGCGUUAUUUCUCUUUGUUUCGAACUCCGUAUUACCCGUUUCAACAACCUCGUCUCCAAAGCCAGGGAAAAGCGCGCUUUGCCGUUUCAGUACUUAAAAACCAAACUAAAAUUAAGAUAGAAGCAAUUACAAUAUUGAAAAAUCACAUGCACAUCCAGAGGUCAAGCUGUUAUUAAAAUAAAAGGCGAAACGCUCUAAGGCCAAAAGAAAAUACUCUUACUUCAGGGGCACCCAACGAGAAUAUAGUUCAAAACUACUUAUACAUAGCAUUGUUAAACGUAUUUUAGGAUUUAAACGGUAGAUAUAGGCAUAUUUUUAUCCCCUAAAAAUUUUUCAUCUGUUCGGAUUUCCUAGCUGAAAGUCUAGUGAUCCGAAAAUUGUAGGGAUCAAAACUUACCUUUAAGAAAAUUCCAGCCAGAAAAAAGGCUCCCGAAAAUUCUAGGUGACCUUUUUGGGGUAAAAAUCUGUAAAAAUAGGCAAUUAGACCAUUUUUUAGUUGUUCGAAAAUCCUAGGAGCGGCAGGCAAGCAAGAAAUUUUACAACAAAUGUUUCGAAAAUUCGAGAUCUCAAAUCGUCUUCCGAACAGAUAUUUUCCGAAAAUUGUCGUUGGGUGCCCCUGUUACUUCAAAAAAGCAAUUAAAUUACUGAUAGUUUUAUUAUUUUCCUUUAUAGAACCUUUACACCGUCUGUGACCUGGCCCUUGGACUCAUAUUAAACAAGGUAAAUGUCUUUGUUAUAAAUGUCAUACAAUGAAAGCUUAUCCCCUGUAUCUAGCUUAAGAGCUUCCGUGUUAAAACUCAUUUGUGGUUGUUGUCGUUAUCAUCCCUGUAUUAAAUCUGUAUUGAUCAUGAAAACAAACGCAACUUUACGCAGGGAGAGGCUCAUUUUACCAUAUAAAGUUGAUUCAUGAUCACGCAGUAGCUAUUGCGUUGAAAAGGAGGAGAGGCACUGCCUUAAUGUGUUUAGUGACCUGCUCAGCAGAGUCUGAAGUAUAUACCCUCAUUCAACACCUAGAUCAAAAGUGGUGGCUAGUUGCUCAGGUGAUGACGCGCUCACGCACGUCAGGGCCUCCAGAUGUGAUUGGUUUAAAUUCCCGAAAAUUUUAAUUCGCUAGAGUAAUUGCUCUGGCCAGUUUAGCCAAUCAAUUAAUCUACGACAAUCCGUUAUGAGUUCUAUUCAGUUGGUUUCCAGGUAAUAUAGAUAGUAAGGAAAAAUAAGGUUUACACUCGAAUCCGAAGGUCUUGCUAAUAAACCCCUCUUUUUCUGCAAAAUACCAUUGAUUGAUUUUCCUGUUGUUUCUCGUAGGUCCACUCAUUCGUACUGAAAGAUUUUCCUGGUAAUGUAGUUUUACCAAAAAGAUUCUUUGUCCCGUCCGACACGGUAAGAGUUUUUGUGAAAUCUAGACUUGGCCACGUUCGUGUAAUCUUUUUUUUUGGAUGUAGCUAUCACGGCUCUCGUGACUUUGCCUUGCGCUUCUCGCUUUUUACGCGCGCCUCUUAACUUACUUUGAAGAAAUUGAAAUAAGAAACUGUCCACAGUCUUUAAAACAAAAUAAUUAUCAAUUCUAUGUUGCAGAUGGGUACUCCCAACACUAAAAGUUAUCUUCCAAAAGGGUUCGUUUUUGUGGCUUCCAAGGUAAGUUCCAAUACAAUGUGAGACUAAGUGCUGUUUAAUACACGAAUAGUCUAGCCCCUCAGUAGCGUUCUUCAGAAGCGCCGGCUUCUUUUAAAGAGGGAUAAUGUAUCCUUCGUAUUUAGUCCUCAACACUUUUGUUCGAAAAUAAAAUAAAAUAAAGUAAAAAACAUGAUAUAACAUAAGCAAAUGUGGGUAAAUAAAGGUACCGUCCUCGUGGAUAAAAUUUGGAAGUUUACGCAACCACUACGACAUCAUUGAAAAUGUUUAUUGUUCUUUCAAACUUUACUCCAAUUAUUCCGUCUGGUUUAACUUGUCAGGUGUGGGCGAAUUUCCUUGAAAUGAAUCUUAAGAGACCGCAUUCAAGUAAAAAAGAAUAGAGCAAGUUACCAACUUUGCCAUUAAGAGAUUUGUGGUCGUAGUCGCAGAAAGUAGACGUUCAUUGAAGUUCUUUUUUUUCUGUUAUCAUGAACUUGUUUAGGGUCAGAAGAAAGGUGGAGUGGCUGAAUCAAAAUCAGCGUCUGGGAGGACAACAUCAAAAUCAUCGGCCAAACGUAACAAGAAACCACAAGCGAAGUCUCAAAACAGGUAUGGAGGAAUUGGUGUAUACAAUGUGUUGUGUUAAAGCACUAAUUUAUAUGAAGUUAAAUGAAAUUUAACGCAGUUAACAGCAAGGAGCGCCAUCGCGUAUUGUCGGUCAGCGGUCAGGUCAGUGGCUCAAGCGCGGUCAGCCUUGCUUGCAUCAGCUCCAUGUGCUUAGUACAAGUGCUAAGUUAACCCCAAAGCACAAAGCCUCGCGAUUUCUCUCAAGAUGGUCUUAGUUAAGCUGGACAUGAAAAGCUUCUGUUUUAUUCUGCCCUCGUCUAACUGUCGGCAAUGAGCUAAGCUCUGUGGUUGUUGGUUUAUAUCAAGUUCUCGCCGGCUUGCUAUUUUUCCUGAAACAACGGGCACAACUAGGUAAAAGUCCAAAACUUCAAAGGGGGUGGUUUCCCCAGCAAACCCCCGCAUCCCUCUCGCUCUCCCCCCUCAAUACAUUAAUGCUGCUACCUGCGAAUCCCCUUUUCGUGUUGUACGAGUUAUCCUGGGCACUACUAAACGAACUCAGUCAUUGAUUUUAGUCAAUCAAGUCGAAGGUAAUGAAUAGUUGACGCGAUGCUGUAAGUAACAGCUGCGUUCCUCGCGGGUCCAAUGUGAGCUGCCUUCGUGUGUUUGCCAAUUUACUUGUAGAAGUUCCAAGACGCCUAAGAAUUCUUUCAAGGAGAAGGUGAAAGAGCUGCAGGCUGAGGUAGAGGAAGAAGAAUCCACAGAAACCCCGGAGAGUGGCUUUGGUAGCCCUGCGGAAAAAGAGCAGUCUUCUCCGAGGUAGUAAAGCCACCUGCAUUAGAGACCUUUAGAUUCGAGGACGAGAAUUAGCUCAAAGUUUUGUUGGUAUAAUGUUUCAAAAAAAAAACCGGAAAACUUCAUUGUUCUUUUUUUCACAUGAAAAGGUGGCACGAUUAUUUAUGUUGGAGAAGGAUAAGCCCUCUCCCGACUGCAAAAUGAUAAAACUUCUAACAUUUGUCAUUUCAUCAAUACGACGGCUUUCACGUUUUUUCGCUUGUUAGAGCACGUACUACUUACUAAGGUAGUAUUGAGAAUGGAUUAGGGAGCUUAAACAACAACUGCAACGGAAGGGAAACGUCACCCAAAAAGUGAGUUUUCGCUGUUUGAAAUUUCAUCGCACUUAUUCCAACUCUGUUAAUUUGUCAAAUGGUUGCGAUGUUUCCAUUAGUUCAACUCUGAAGGACUGUAUUUAAGUUCACAAAAAGAAAAAACAUCGUUGUCUUAUGUUUAUGUCCUCCAUAGAACGUGAAACUAGGACUUUUCACUUCGAAGUCGUUCAGUGACAGCAAAGAAAUGUACAAAAAUGCGUGAUGCAGGUGCAAAGUUUUUGUUUUGCCAAUCUAGACUUAGCCGUCGCUCGUUCGUAUGGUCGUCCUGGUUUUAGAAUCUAAAGGUCUCUUAUAUUUUGUCUUCAUGACUUGAAAGUCCGGCUGUCCUAGAGAAAAUCGGUGAUGUAACUACAAAAUGGAAGGAGCCGAAUCUAGGUCUGUCCUCGUUAGGGACCUAUUUUCAACAGAGAUAGACUGUGAAAUUAAAGGUGAUGUUACAAGAGACGAUUCGCAACGACGACUUUAAGCGCAACGCAGCGUUGCAACGUUGUAGCUAUAUUGUUUCGAAUUGUUACAACAUUGUUCCAACAUUGCAACCCUGUGUUGCGCUAGAAAUCGUCGUUGCCAAUCGUCCCGUGUAUAAUCACCUUAAAGAAGUUCCUCACAGCCAUAAAGUCACAACUUAUGCAAUGGCGAAAAGAAAGCCUAAAGAAGUUUAAGCAUACCGGGAUUCGAACCCUGACCUCUGUGAUAUGGGUGCAUCGCGCUAACCAAUAGGCCACUUCUGAGUUCCAAAAACCCUCACUUCAAAUUGAGGCUAGGUGCACAACUUUUCUUGUGAAAAUGAGUUUUAUUUGUAUGAGAAUGAAAAAUGAUUUCCAUAUCAAAGGCUGAGCACCUACCCUCGUUUUGAAACAGGGGCCCGGGGAAACUCGGAAAUGGCCUACUGAGCUAGCAAGCCAACUUGGAACUGGUCAUUAACUUGGUUCGUAACGUACCCGGGUUGGAUGAAGAUGAAAUUAUGAAUACAUGCAUGCGGCAUGAAUUUCAUAUCUUUGAACCACGGAAUGAGGAAAUAAACUAAAGAAGAUCGUUGUAGUUUAAGUGGCAACUAAGAUUAGACUAUGUACAACGUAGCUUUCAUCAACGUGUCUGUCAUCAACCUCAAAACUCAGUGGAACCUCUAGUUUGGAACAGUUCCUGUUAGGGAACACAAACCUUUCUCCCGAAAAUACCUUCAUCAUUUUUAUCUUUCUUUGGAACUGUCCCUACUGCUUCCGUCGGCUCGCCCUCAGUUUGUAAUCGUUCUUCAUCUAUGUGCCAAUGCCCCAAAACAGUUCGUAACCGUGUAGUUUCAGUUCGUAUGAUUUGUAUCCACGUUUUGUCUCAAAUGCAGUAUAACUUGCCCGACGUUAAUUAUUUUCCUUUGUGAUACUCUUACAGGAAAAGAGGAAGACCUUCCGACUCAUCUGAAAGAACUCCAAACAAAGGCAAAAAAGCGUCCUCGGAAAAGUCAUCAAAGAACUUAUCAUCACCGCCUUCUACGAAAACACCACUCAAAGAAAGUAAAAGAUCACAAAACAAAAAGGAUUCGUCCCGUUUAAAAAGUCCACAAAGACGCUCACCUUUCGUCAAAGCAGACAAACUGUCUUCCCCUAGCAAAUCGUCCGCUAGGUAAGUGUCUUACAGCUUUAAUUGAACUCCUUUCUCCACUCAAGAACAAUGUGGCAGGCCUCCUUCUCUUCAAGAUAGACAUUAUACUCAGAGUAUUUGAGUUGGUCUUGGAAAAGUUUUAGCGAACAUGUUCAGUGGACCAGAUAAUAAGAACGGCGCAAAUACAAGUGAGUGGGAAAAACAGCGAGUACGAGGCGUCAGGGGAUAGCAGAGUGAUGAUAAAUGAAUGAUCUUUUUUUAAAAAAAAGUCCCGUUUCGCUCUCCCUUCCGAGCCAUUCGCAUAUCUGAGCGCUUAGAAAAGGGCAGAUAAGUUGGUUUCAAAAAUCUUUAUAACACUCAACGUAGGAUUCAAAAAAAAGCUUUUCAUUUGCGAAGUCUCAUCUGACGACGGGUGAGUUCUGAAAGACUUCAAAAAAGAGGCGUUAUUUCUCUCAGAGAUUUGACGAGUUAUUCUUUAGUAAUCACUUUCUUGGCCGGUUAAAAACCUGAAAGGAAACUGUAAUCACCGUUUAUUGUUGGCCGUAUAGAAAAAAUUGAACAAAAUGUUCCUNUGAGUUCUGAAAGACUUCAAAAAAGAGGCGUUAUUUCUCUCAGAGAUUUGACGAGUUAUUCUUUAGUAAUCACUUUCUUGGCCGGUUAAAAACCUGAAAGGAAACUGUAAUCACCGUUUAUUGUUGGCCGUAUAGAAAAAAUUGAACAAAAUGUUCCUUAUAUUGUUGAUAAUUAAUAUUCUUUCCAAACGUUAGGAGUCCCCGAAAAGGGCGAGCCACGAAACGACUGGAGUCAGAAUUAGAUGCUUUACCAGAAGAUGAACCCACACCAGACAGUGGCACAUCCAGUCUGGACUCACCCAAGAAACCUCUGAGUUCAAGGUAAAACACGGAACUCUGAUUUUUUGUUUUUAACAUCACUACAUCAUACUCAUAUUGGACUUUACUUCAAUCAAUGCGCAGACAAAUACCGCUGCAGGGAAGUCCUAAAACUAAAGGAGGAAAGCAAGUGAAUGGAUUGGUAAGCUUGUUUUUGCUGAGGUAGGCUUGCCGUUUAACGUGUUAUUCAAGCAGUCCUUUCGCGCUAAUGAAGUUGUUUUUUUCCGUUUACAGGAGGCUAAAAGUCCAAGUAAAGCAAAAAGAAAGGUAUGUUUAUUUAUUUUUAUACGUUUUCUGCAAAGUACCAGGUUUCAAGAAAACCACUCUUUUGGGUUUCUUUGCACACGUACGUGUUCGUUUGGAAAUAUGAUUUUUGGCAGAAUUAUUUGUAGUCACACGUAUUAUAACUUGAGUGUUGGCUUGUUUGUGAUUUCCUCCCAAAGAACCUUGUAAUCACCGGUGACAGUAAAAGAAAAACAUGAGUUAAUCGCCAGCAUAUUGCUUGUCAAAGUAAUUAACCAUUAACCAUUGUCUUAGUGGUUUGAUUCAUAUGCUGUAAUGCAGGCGUAUUUUUUCGGUGUUUUGGGUUGGGGGAAGGUAGAAGGAAAAACAUUCCGCUCUUUCUCAAACUGAUCGUUUUCUGUUAAUGUAUUACAGCAAGAGGAUGCAGAGUUGACGCCAAGUCCAGCGAAAAAGACCAAAGUAUCGGGGUCAUCGCCUGUGAAGCGAAAAGAGGCGGCCAUAGUUGUACGUAUUUUUCCUGUCAUUUAAUGAAAAUUUUUUUCCCUGACGUUGAAAAACAGAUACACACUAAUACAGAUAUGCUUUUCCAUUUAUCUUAGGUGAAAAGAAAGAAACGAAGCAAGCCUAGAUGA
Messenger RNA from Porites evermanni, 33382 nucleotides. The record is from the annotation of a GenBank genome assembly. NCBI's taxonomy places the organism in Eukaryota, Metazoa, Cnidaria, Anthozoa, Scleractinia, Poritidae.